UGUAUUCCACUGAGGAACAUUGCCUGCCGUUGAGUCACCGGGUAAACCGUUACUCGACCGAGAAAACCGACUCUCUCUUUGGGGAUUGAACCCUUCAGUUCUCCAGAUUUCUUCACUCGUCCUUAAAGUAGUUACACCAUCCAGAUCCUCUUCUCGACCGGGAUUGAAAUGUUACAUUUUCGGUCAACGGUAGCGCUGAAGGAGUUAUUUCAGACCCAGCUCAAGCGUCCGUUGGCAGGUAACGUUAGAGUUGGCGUUAAAGCGGCACCUGCGACCCCCGCCUGCUUCAGCACCGUCAGUUUGGAUGGGAGGUCACCGGGCAGAUGGAGGGCGUUUGCCGGGUGGAGAAGGCACGGCGUGAGAGGCUUUUGCUCCAAGGGGGAUAGCCACAGUGAAGCCGCCAAGGACUCUUCAGCAGAGAAGAGAAGAAAGGCGGGCAUCCUGCCCAGUCUGGAGGACCUGCUCUUCUACACCAUCGCAGAGGGCCAGGAAAAAAUCCCCGCUCACAAAUUCACCACAGCUCUUAAAGCCACAGGGCUUCGCACAGGAGACCCCCGGCUGAAAGAAUGUAUGGAGAUGCUGAAGGUGACCGUGAAGACGACCUCUGACGGCGCACUAGACCGACACCUCUUCAAAAAAUGUGUCCAGAGCAACAUUGUCCUGCUCACCCAGGCCUUCAGGAAGAAGUUUGUCAUCCCAGACUUCCAGUCCUUCUCCGCACACAUCGACGAGCUCUAUGAGAACGCCAAAAACAUGUCCGGAGGGCAGGUGGCAGACUACAUUCCUCAGCUGGCUCGCUUCAGCCCAGACCUGUGGGCCGUCGCCCUGUGCACCGUCGAUGGACAGAGGCACACUGUUGGCGACACCAAGGUUCCUUUCUGUCUGCAGUCCUGCGUUAAGCCGCUGAAGUACGCCAUCGCCGUUCACGACCACGGCACCGAGUACGUGCACCGCUUCAUCGGCAAAGAGCCCAGCGGUCUGCGAUUCAACAAGCUCUUCCUGAACGAGGAGGAUAAACCACACAACCCCAUGGUUAAUGCUGGCGCUAUCGUCUGUACCUCCCUCAUUAAGCAAGGGGCAAGCAACGCUGAAAAAUUUGAUUAUGUCAUGAACUUCAUGAACAAACUGGCAGGAAACGAGUACGUUGGCUUCAGCAACGCCACUUUCCAGUCGGAGCGAGAGUCUGGAGACAGAAACUUUGCCAUCGGCUACUACCUGAAGGAGAAGAAGUGUUUUCCAGAGGGGACAGACAUGACCUCCAUCCUCGACUUCUAUUUUCAGUUGUGCUCCAUCGAGGUGACCUGUGAGAGCGCCAGCGUCAUGGCGGCUACGCUGGCCAACGGCGGCUUCUGCCCGAUCACGGGAGAGCGAGUGCUGAGCCCCGAGGCGGUGCGAAACACGCUGAGUCUGAUGCACUCCUGCGGCAUGUACGACUUCUCCGGACAGUUCGCUUUCCACGUCGGGCUGCCGGCUAAAUCCGGUGUCGCUGGCGGGAUCCUGCUGGUUGUUCCAAACGUGAUGGGCAUCAUGUGUUGGUCUCCUCCGCUCGACAAGCUGGGCAACAGCGUCAGAGGCAUCCAGUUCUGCACGGACCUGGUGUCCCUCUGUAACUUUCACAACUACGAUAACCUGAGACACUUUGCUAAGAAACUGGAUCCUCGCAGGGAGGGAGGAGACCAGAGGGUGAAGUCAGUGAUCAAUCUGCUGUUUGCUGCUUACACUGGAGACGUCUCGGCGCUGAGGAGGUUUGCGUUGUCCUCCAUGGACAUGGAGCAGAGGGACUACGACUCCAGGACGGCCCUGCAUGUCGCCGCGGCUGAAGGACACGCUGAGGUGGUUCGCUUCCUGCUGGAGGCCUGUAAAGUCAACCCAGUUCCCAAAGACAGGUGGGGGAACACACCCAUGGACGAAGCGGUUCACUUCGGCCACCACGACGUGGUCACCAUCCUCCGCGACUACCACACCCAGUACAGCCCUCAGGAACCCACCACCACCGACAAGCAGAGCGCAGAGAAGAACCUGGACGGGAUGCUCUGACAGGAAAACGCCUGAAGGGAACGGUUUUUGUGUAAGAAAUCACUCAAAUCAAGCUGGACAGGAUUCUCUGAGGGGAGAAGACACCGUCAGAAAGGAAACUCCAUUUAACAUCCACACAUAGAAACAGUUAAGAACAUUAAAUCAACCCAGACAAUAAACGGUACCGUGGAGGGGGGAAAAAAAACCUUAGAUGAAACUAAACAGCCCCCCACCAUCCCUCCAGUGUAAAAGCUCGUGUUAUUAGAUGUUCUUGUAUUGUAAUACUGUGUGUACUGUGACUGGGGGGGAAAUAUUUUUAUUUGAUUUCUCCUUCUGUAUUUUGACUUUAUUUGGUGAGUCGAUGGACCCUGUUAUUUACUUUCAACUAUUUUUAUUCUGAAAAGCUGUAACAGAAGGUAGCAAAUGUAAUCUGGAGUCUCGCAUCUUCAUCACAACAUGGUGGGGAAUGUAUUUUCCCCGUGUGUGUGUGUGUGUGUGUGUGUGUGUGUGUGUGUGUAAAUACGUACAGGUGUAUAUUUGUAGUUUGAUCAGCACGAGGCGUGUGAGGUAGGUUUCACAAACACACGGUCAAUGUUUCAAUUUUAAAUCUGACAUUUUAAUUAUUAUUUACAUGCUUGUUUAUUUAAACUUCAAUAUUCAGCCUUUAUAAGUUAAAAGCUUUUUGUUUUGCUGCUAUGUAACUACAGUUUUUCUUUUUUUUUUUUUACCCCCAAAAAACUGGACUUUUAUUUUUCACUCUGCAUUAUUUUUUUUUAUUUUUUAUUUUUUUCCGUAACGUAAGGAAAUAAUGUAAGAAAGUCAAAAGCCAAAUUCAGGUUGUUUGUUGUCUCCUGACUGUUGAAAGAUAUCAUGUAUGACACUGCCAGCAGUGAAUUACUGUAAACAUCCAACAAAAGAUUAGAAUAGAAGUUUGUUUUAUACUUUUAUGAUUUGUUUUUUUUAGAAUAUUUCUAUUUGAUUGAGUGAUGCAGCCGUAGAUGUUUAAACAUCAUGUAGCUCCAGUAAAACAUCUAAAUUAAGUCCAAUAGUAACAUUAAAACAACUGAUUAAGCUUGACACAGCCUUUCUAAAUGUAUAAGUGGUGUCUCACACCCUCCUCCCCUGUUUAGUGAUGGUUUCUCUUUUAUGGUGUAAAUGUCCUCUUUCAACCCAUCUGUCCUGCAUGUCCAAAAUAUUGUUGUCAUGGAAAUAGUGACCCUUGUUCUUCAAGUGUAGGUAGAAAUUUCAAGGUGAAAGUGAAAGAGACCUUUUACACCCGAAUAGAGAAACCAUCACUAAACAGGGGAAGGGAGUCUCUUUAACCAAGUCCAGUUGCCCUUGAUUUUAACCUCCCUUGGAUAACUACGACCUGACCACAAAAAAUCUGACUUCUGCCACUUUAAGGAACUAAAAUAUAUUUCUUUUGAGUGCACAACGUCAUGCUGUAACACCCCUGUUCAUUUUCAUUGCUGUCAAUCUAAAGAUUUUUGCGGGGAGUGUGUUGACUGUAUUGUAUCACAUGAAUGAUGAUGGUUUGUAUGUAAACACUCAGGAAGGUCCAGUCCACAACAGAAGGAGCUUUUCUAAUGCCAGCGGAUUGUUCUUUGUUUCGUUUAUGCAGAUAUAUUCCAGAUGUUGUUUUCCGUACAGACAAACUGAAACCAGUGCAAUCAACAUGUCUGCGAUAUUAACAAUCCACAAUCCAAAUUUAGUUCAAAUUCAGUGCCCUGAGAGAGGUUUGUAUCCCUCAGGUUGGUAUCAGUUCAUGCAGUUUGUUUGAGAUCGCUUUUUUAAUGUGAAGGUGACUGAAAAGAAGCACAAAACUGUACCUAAAAACUGCAAUAUUUUAAGAAGCAACAUGAGGACAAAGUGAUCCCGACCCGCCUGUGAUAUGAAGUGGUCUCUGUUUGCAGCUGUGACUGAAGUAUUCUGAAUGUAACGUGUUUUGGUGUCGUUCUCUUUCUUCUUCAUGUGUUUGUAUGCUGCUUCAGUUCCUGAGUGUCGCUGCAGUUCAGAUAUUUAUUCACAGAUCAAACAUUUAAUAAAAGGUAUUAAAGUCAA
Messenger RNA from Micropterus dolomieu (smallmouth bass), 4077 nucleotides. It is a transcript of the gene glsa, whose product is annotated as glutaminase a. The record is from RefSeq and is a predicted model, not a curated record. NCBI's taxonomy places the organism in Eukaryota, Metazoa, Chordata, Actinopteri, Centrarchiformes, Centrarchidae. Bases 169 to 2037 code for a protein of 622 amino acids. Gene Ontology annotation, biological process: L-glutamine catabolic process. The transcript has 18 exons. Gene Ontology annotation, molecular function: glutaminase activity; protein binding.